Colletotrichum gloeosporioides is the source of this 2010-nucleotide messenger RNA. Its product is annotated as Fatty acid amide hydrolase. The transcript is spliced from 3 exons. The coding region runs from base 1 to 2010 and encodes 669 amino acids. NCBI's taxonomy places the organism in Eukaryota, Fungi, Ascomycota, Sordariomycetes, Glomerellales, Glomerellaceae. Gene Ontology annotation, molecular function: catalytic activity. The record is from RefSeq and is a predicted model, not a curated record.
AUGCCAUGUUCAUCGGCAACACUGGAGUCUGAUCCCGAAUCCCAACGACCACCCCCUCACGACGCCGCCGGACUCGGCUCCAUCUCCCCUCCCAGCUCGGUCCGCAAGAGGUCCAACAUGAGCUCCGAAGUCAGAAAGAAGUUCAUCAAUUACCCUGUGCCUGUAGCCGGGCCACCCAUUCCGUACAAAAAUGAGCGAGGAAGCAACCCGCCCCUGAAGGGCUGGCUCUUGGUGUUGGCAGCAUGGGCUAUGGAAUAUCUCUGGUUCAUCCGCGCCUUCAUCUGGAGCAACGCAGGCUUUGGCGGCGUGCGGAAGAUCCGCAAACACAUUGAGGAUGCGGAACCGCGCUACGACCCAACCGUCCUGCCCUUCCCUAUGGACGAGGCGAAAGACCCGGCCGUCCUGCACCGCGAGAGCGCCGUCAAGUCCAAGCCGCGGCCUUUCAAGUACUACUCCGCCGCCGACUAUCACGAGAUGUACCUCUCGGGCGAGGUCACGCCACUGGCCGUCGCCCGCGCCAUCCUGCCCCUGAUCCGCCGUGACACUGCCCCGCCAGGCGAGCACUCGAUCGCGUGGUUUGAUACCAAGGUUACCCAGGUCCUGACCGCCGCCGAGGCCUCGACGAGGCGGUACAAGGACGGAAAGCCGCUGGGCCCCUUGGACGGCGUCCCGACUGCGGUCAAGGACGAGUACGAGAUGGACGGCUACCGGACUUGCCUCGGUUCCCGCAACGACUACACCACACAGGUCGAGCCAGGACAGUCAAUCAACAGCUGGUGCGUCAAGAAGUUAGAAUCUGCAGGCGCCGUCAUUCUUGGGAAACUCUCAAUGCACGAGUUUGGCCUCGGUGGGUACAUCUUUUCCCCUUCUGGUUUCAUGGUACUAACUGUUCAAGACACAACCGGCAACAACCCAAUUUAUGGAACACCCCGCAACCCGUACAACGCUGGCUACUACACCGGCGGUUCCUCAUCCGGCGCCGGCUACGCCGUCGCAACCGGCCUCGUCCCCUUCGCCCUCGGCUCCGACGGCGGCGGCUCCAUCCGCAUCCCCUCAUCCCUCUGCGGCGUCUACGGCCUCAAGCCCACCCACGGCCGCAUCUCUUUCCACCCCUGCCCGAACCACUCCAACUCGUGCGCCGUCAACGGACCCAUCGCCGCGGACAUAGAGUCCCUCGCCACCUGCUUCGAGACCAUCGGCGCUCCGCACCCGGACUCCAACUUCAUCCAGGCCUCCCCCUUCGUCCUCUCCCCCUCCGAGAAGCGCGGCAAGAUCCUCGGCGUCCCCGAGUCCUGGUUCGCCCAGGCCGACCCGGCCAUCCAGCGCAUGUGCCGCUCCAUGAUCGCCCGCCUUGUCUCGCGCCACGGCUACGCCACCGUCCCGAUCGACAUCCCUUUCCUCGUUGAGGGCCAGUCCGCGCACGCCAUGACCGUUCUCACCGACGGCGCCACCCUCCUCCCGGAAACCAAGAACCUUACCCACGGCAACCGCAUCCUUCUCGCCAUCGGCCGUGUCACCUCCGCUAUGGACUACCUCCUCGCCCAAAAGCUGCGCGGCCUGCUGAUGCAGCACCUCGCGCACCUUUGGCAGACGUACCCGGGCAUGAUCAUCGUCACGCCCACCACCGCCUGCGCCGGCUGGCCCAUCAUGUCCAAGUCGGAGCUCACCCAUGGCCUCUCCGACGGCGACCGCACCAUUCGCAGCAUGGAGUACGUCUGGAUGGGCAACUUCUGCGGGCUGCCCGGCGUCACGGUGCCCGCGGGUUACGUCGUGCCGCACGACCGGCCUGGCGGCGGCAGCGAGGCCGGGCCCGAUACGGAGGGCAAGAUCCCCGUCGGGCUGAUGGGAAUGGGCGAGUGGACGGAUGAGCAUAGCCUACUCGAGUUCGGACUCGAUGCCGAGGAGCUGUUUGCCAAGGAGCGGUGCAGGCCGCCUAACUGGGUUGACGUCAUUCAGCGGGCCAAGGACGAGAUGGCCAAGGAUGGGGAGGCUGCGUUGAUAGACAUUUAG